ACUGCGCUGACCCGUGGACGAGUGGCUCGCGCUUUACUGUAAUUCAGUGCGUUACCAAACUCAUCAAGAAUGAAGUGUUUCAAUGUGUCUGCCGCCGAGUGUACGUGUUGGCAUGUUUUGUAAUUCGCAUGGACAUAACGAAUCCGAGUUUUCCGUCAUCGCGAUGUGUCACGCGCGCCACGAUCGUCCUCAGUGAUAAAUUCCAGUGCGCUUAUCGAAUAACACAAGCGACGUACGCCGUUAACACGUAAAAUGGCGUGGUUCGGAGAUGGUUUUUCCAGCCUCUCCAGUUUAAAGGGACAGGUCACGAAUUUCACGAAGGCGGUCCUAUCCGAUGGCAUCGUCGACGAAAUGGACGAGCGAUCGAAGGCGUUGAAGGAGGCGAACGAAAGAUGUAGCCAGCUGCAAGAUCUGCUCACCGCCAAAGAUGCGGAGAUUUCUCUCCUGCGCCGGCAGAAUUGCGAGCUGCAGAGAACCGUCAUCGAGAUAGACGCAAAGUCCAAGGAAUCGAGGGACGCGGGUCACGCCGAUGAGGCCGAGGGCACCUUCUGGGAUCUGUCGUGCGUCGACAAUCGCAACGCGAGGAAUCAGAGUCAUGUACGCCAGCUGCAGGAGCAGUUGGCGCAAGCCACCGUGAAAGUACGCGAGUUAGAGUGCGAGCUAAAGCACGUUCAGAAGAUGAACAGUGCGGCCUUCAAGGAUGAUAUAUCCGACGGACAUCAGAAGGCCGAGGUCGUGCGGGCGAAACAAGACAUGCUGAACCGCAUAAUACAGAUGGAAGAAAAGACUCGGGAAGCAGAACGAAAUGCUAAACAUAUCCAAUUGGACGAAGCCAGUCUUGUCAAUGAUUUUCGUUCGGUAAUAUCGAAAUUAAAUUCACGUGAGAAGUGCGAUUUGGUCAGCGGAGCGCUGAAAGCUCUACAAAUCGAAAACGAGACGCACGAAACAAUCAAGGACCACGAGAAAUCCAAGGAAGAACCCGAGAAGAUCGGUGGCUUCGAAUAUAAUCCUUUAGCGCUCAAAUAUGCAAGCUCGCAACAGAGCAAACCGCACGAUUCGGCCCAAGAACUUUUGAUCAACAUGGAGGAGACGGCGCAGAAGAGAAUAGAGGAGCUCCAAAACGAAAAUAAAGAUCUUCUGGAUGCUAUGGAAAAACUGGACGAGGAACAUACGCAGUCGAUUGAAAAACUAUUGUCGCUCAAGGAAGAAAGUAAUAAGAAGCAUCGCUCUCUACAAAAUGCGUACGAACAACUUUCCAUAGAUUACAAUGAGACUCAGAAAAGAGUAAUUGAAUUGCGAAACAAUGCGUUGAAACACGAUGAAAAUACCUGUACAGAAACGACUCAUCAGUCUGUUCAAACUGAUGCGGAUAAAUCGCACAACCGCGUUCACAUAACAGUUCCCUCGCAAGAAGCUGACGUAGUAUCAGAAACGAGCGUUUUAGACGAUAUUACCGAGAAGGUUAAAACUAUUUUAAAGAACUGUACCUUGAGUAGCAUUGAACCGGGAGAAUCGGUCUUUGAAGCUGUCGCGAAACAGUAUGUUGAUUCUAAAUGGAAACUCGACAUUUUGGAAAGGAAAGUAACAGAGCUUACUAGAGAUUUGAAGGAAACCGAAGAGAUGAAAGAUGGCUUGCAAAUGGAAUGUGAGGAGCUGCAGUCUCACAUCGAUUCGUUAUUAUUAGAGAAAAAUAUUAGAAUGAAACCGUAUCACGGCUUAGAACUAAAUUUGCCGGCUAUUCCUGAGGCAAGCGAAGAACGAGUAGCUUCUCUGGAAAUGGAUGUUGAAACUUUGCGAGAUGAAGUGAACCGUCUCUCGACUGAGAACAAAACGAUACGAGAAACAAAUUCAACUUUGCUUGCUGCACAAAGUAACGAAGUGCCUUUGAUAGACAACGAUGAUUCGCAAAGAGAUAAAAGUACCAAACUGUAUACGCAUGUAGGGGAAAACAAAGAGCUUCCAGUAACCUCAGAAAUGAGUAUAAGUUCGAACGAAGAUAUAGCGUCGGUCGAGCAACUGACGUUCGAUCAUGAAAACGCGAAAGAGGAAUUGGAAUUUUCGGUAUCCAAAACGAAGUUGUUAGAAACUAAUCUUGCAUCUUUGCAGGACACCGUAAACAAAUUGGCGGAAGAGAAUAAAGAUUUGUUACAGAAGAAUGAUCACUUGGAUUUGCAAUUAUAUGACAGGGCUGUGCAAGAACGUGACCUGCAAGAAGAAACUUAUCAUGUGUUGAGAAACUUGCGAAAACGGCUCGAUAAAGCUAAUCGUGAAAAAGUAGAAUUGGAAAAUGUUAUUUUUUGUAAGAAUGAAUCAUUAAGAAGGAUGGGGUCUCUAAUUGACACGGCACAAUCUGAAGUAGUAAAAUUGAGUCAGGAUAAUGAUAGAUUAAUUAAAGAAAAUGUAUCUCUGUCGGAGCAAUUAACUGCUAUACACGACGAAUCCUCGGGUAAGAUCGAGCUGUUGAACACAGAAAUGUCAUUGCUUCAGCAAGAACAUGAAGACUUGAAACACGAGGUAUCGAUUUAUAAAGAAGAGUUACCUGUGCUGAAGCAAAAACUAUACAAGGCGCAGGAAUAUAACACAGAACUGGAAAACAAAUAUGCGUUAAAGAUGCAAAGCGAGCAAUCCGAAUUACAUAAGAAAGAUAUUCAUAGUCAGGCGAUGGAAAUAGAACGGCACGGAAACGAAUUAAAUCUUAAAGAGCCGUUUACUGAAGAUUUGAACUUGCUACGAAACAGAUGCGAGCUUUUGGAACAAGAAAUAGAAAUGCUUCGUAAGGAAACACAGGAAUUAAAAAAAAAUACCACGGAGAUAUCUUCGACAAACAAAGAUAGAGCUAAUAAAGAGGAAGAACUUUUAAUUGCUGAAGAUAAUUUUGUCGGAGUACAAAACACAGACGUAAAAACAGAAAAACACGAUUUAAUGACAAGAGAUAUGGAUACAAUGUUAAACGAACGACAAAUGUUUGAAUCGAUUGUCGAUGAAGAAAGGCGAGAAAAAGAUAGCAUAAAAGCACGCAAUAAAAACUUAAUGGAUGAGAUCAAUGAUUUGCGCAGCAAGUUGCAAUCCGCUUUCGAGAAUAAUAAAGAGUCGGCAGAGAUGGCUAAACAGACUAUUGAAGAUCUUUCUCAUAUUAUUCAAGGAAAAGACCAGGAGAUAAACAUUUUGCAAGCUGAGAUAACUCACGUGAAGAAUAUUAUCGCGCAAUCUUUGAACGAUCUUACUGCUAUCCAAAACCAGAAAAGUGAGGUCGAACAACUCGUUUCCGUUAAACAUCACGAAAGUUUGCAAUAUCAAAGCGAGAUCCAAAAGUUGAUUCAACGCGUAAAUGAGCAAGCGGUUCACAUCCAGGAAUUAAUUUCGGAGCGAACAGCGAACGAGAUGCGCAACAAGGCGAAUAUAGAAGAACAGCAAGCAGACCCUGAUCGUAACGGACUUGAUCAUUCCAGACAGAGUACCGAAAUCGCGGCUCUGAACAAAAAAUGUGACGCCUUAGAAGCUGCUCUUGUGCAAGAGCAGUCCAACACGAGAAUCCUGCAGAACCAGCUUACUGAAACUCAAAACAAGGAAGCUAACUCCGCUAAAGAAUUAGAAAGACUAAGAACGCACUUGGUCGAAAUGGAAUCAAGCUAUACGGAGGAAGCUUUGAGCGCCGAGAAUAAUCGUCAGGAACUAGAAGCGAGAUUAUUGCAGGCUGAAGAAAAAGUGAAGAGCAAUUCGAACGCCCUCACAUCGGCAAACAUCAGGUCUAAUCAGCAGGUGGAAACGCUGCAGCAACAAAUAGCUCUGAUCACUCAACAGCGGGAUCAGAUACAGGCGAAGUUGUCUGCCGCAGAGGACAAUAUUCAGCUGCAGUCUGCCUCUUUGACUAACUUGCAAAUAGUCUUGGAGCAAUUUCAACAAGAUAAGGAACGCGAUGUCAUGGCGACUACAGAAAGACUUCGAUCUCGACUCACCGAGUCAUACGAGAAACAAGAUAAAUUAUUAGAUGACAUUUCGAAUCUUCAGCAACAGUUACGUGAAGCUAGAGAAUGCUUGAAAGCUGCCUCUAGACUAAGCGAACAACUGGAGAAGAAAGACGAACAAAUCGAGCGACUCAACGAGGAAGUAGCACGAUUGACAGCGUCCUUGAAUUUCGCUGACCAAAAGAUGAAAGAGAUAGUGGAUCACGACGAGGAAAAGGUCGACAAAGUUCUCGUAAAAAAUCUUCUUUUGGGUUACUUGUCUUCGGCCACGUCGGACAAGUCUUCGAUCCUCAGAGUUUUUGCCAACGUCUUGGACUUCACAGAGCCGGAGAAAAAUAAGACCGGCUUGAACAGCGUGGCGGCACACGGUAGCAAAGAUUGUGUAUCGUUAAAAGAUCGAGAAGCAUCUUUAUCAACAGCCUUCGUGCGAUUUCUAGAGAGCGAAUCUAAGCCGAAGCCUCAGUUACCAGCUUUACCGAUCGUGAAUUCACCUUCGUCGCGACCAGGAUAUAACAAACAACAAUCGUCAUCGUCAUCAUCAUCGACGCAAUCUACACUACUGUUGUCCAACGUUGCUCUUCCGACAUUCCCAGACUUUAUGCCAGCCAGAAAUACAGGAUCUAUCUUGAAGGAGGUGUUGAAAGACAGUUGAUUAAGCGCAUUAUAUUAAACUUUGUACAAAUAAUGUUAGAAGUUACAAUACAUUCGAUUGCAUUUUAUA
Vollenhovia emeryi is the source of this 4686-nucleotide messenger RNA. Its product is annotated as thyroid receptor-interacting protein 11-like. Gene Ontology annotation, molecular function: small GTPase binding. Bases 253 to 4617 code for a protein of 1454 amino acids. NCBI's taxonomy places the organism in Eukaryota, Metazoa, Arthropoda, Insecta, Hymenoptera, Formicidae. The record is from RefSeq and is a predicted model, not a curated record. Gene Ontology annotation, biological process: endoplasmic reticulum to Golgi vesicle-mediated transport; Golgi organization. The transcript has 13 exons. Gene Ontology annotation, cellular component: Golgi apparatus.